Fusarium pseudograminearum CS3096 is the source of this 2505-nucleotide messenger RNA. RefSeq lists its product as uncharacterized. Gene Ontology annotation, molecular function: beta-glucosidase activity. Lineage: Eukaryota; Fungi; Ascomycota; Sordariomycetes; Hypocreales; Nectriaceae. Gene Ontology annotation, biological process: glucan catabolic process. The record is from RefSeq and is a predicted model, not a curated record. Bases 1 to 2505 code for a protein of 834 amino acids. The transcript has 3 exons.
AUGUCUUCCGUUGAUAUCCAGUCCAUCCUCUCGUCCCUCACUCUUGAGGAGAAGAUUUCACUUCUUGCUGGAAAGGACCUUUGGGAGACUGUCCCUAUCCCAUCCAAGGGCGUUCCAAAUGUCAAGACUUCAGAUGGUCCCAAUGGUGCUCGAGGAGCCGCCUUUGCUGGCGGCACCAGUGCUGCUUGCUUCCCUGCUGCUUGUCUGAUGGCCUCGACCUUUGAUGUCGACCUGGCAAAGAGGAUUGGAACUGCCCUUGCUGAGGAGACUCACUCCAAGGGUGCCCGAUGUCUUCUUGCUCCCACCAUGUGUCUUCACCGUCAUCCCCUAGGCGGCCGUAACUUCGAGUCGUUCUCAGAGGAUCCUCUCUUGACCGGAAAGAUGGCUGCCCGGGUCGUCGAGGGUCUGCAAGAGCAGGGUGUCUCGGCCACCAUCAAGCAUUUUGCUGCCAAUGAACAGGAAACUGAACGUUUGACUGUGGACGAGACCAUCAGCGAGAGAGCACUACGGGAACUCUACCUUCGUCCCUUUGAGAUUGCUGUCAAGGAAGCCAAGCCUUGGGCAAUCAUGACUUCCUACAACAAGGUCAACGGACACCAUGCCGAUUCAAACCAGUUUCUACUAAAGCAGGUUCUUCGCGGCGACUGGGGAUGGGAUGGUCUCAUUAUGAGUGACUGGGGCGGUGUCAACUCCACUGCUGAGUCGCUCGAGGCUGGCCUAGAUCUUGAGAUGCCCGGUCCCACCCGUUGGAGGAAUACCGAGGACGUCAUUGCUGCUAUCAAGGCCGGCAAGACUUCCGAGGAGACUAUCAACGAGCGUGCAACUCGUGUACUCAAGUUCCUCGAGCGCCUUAACUGCUUCAAGGACCCUACCAUUCCUGACGAGAGAGCCGUCAACAACCCCAAGCACCAAGCUCUGAUCCGAGAGGCCGGAUCCAAGGGCAUUGUUCUCCUGAAGAACCAAGACAACAUUCUCCCUCUGUCGAAGGAGAAGGUCAAGGGUAAGAAGAUUGCUCUUCUUGGCCACGCCAAGAUUGGUCUAGCACACGGUGGUGGCAGUGCUUCUGUCAACGCUCACUAUAGAAUUACACCUUGGGAUGCACUUCACGAGGCCCUCGGCGACAGUGUUGAAUUCUCUUAUGCUAAGGGAGCUCACACCUUCCGCAUGCUUCCCCCAAUCUCCGAAAAUGUUGUCGAUUUGGAUGGCAACCUAGGUUUUACUUACAAGAUGUUCGAGCCUGGCAACCCUGAGCCUAUUGAGGUGCGAUCAGGACAUGCUAGCUCUGAAGUGUCGCUUCUCAGCGGUUUUGGCUUUAGCAACAAGGACAUUACCCUUGAGGGUACCUUUACUGCUCAGGAGACUGCCAAGUACUACUUUACCGUCUCGGGUCUGGGCCCUAGCAAGCUUGCCAUCGACGACAAGGUUGUUUUUGAGCAGAAAGAGAACUGCCGUGAUGCAAUGGGCUUCCUCUUUGGUGGUGUUAACCCUCCUGAGUUCAAGGUCUCGUUGGAAGCGGGACGCAAGUACAAGCUAGCCAUGUACACAUCGCCUCCUGUUCCAAAGGAGGGAGUGGAUAUUGGUAUUCUAGAGGGACGGUGCGGUCUCCGAGUGGGAUACAUGUCGGAAGCUGAGCACGAUCGUGAUCUCCUUUCUGAAGCCAUCGAUGUUGCCAAGGAUGCCGACUACGCUAUUGUCUUUACAGGUCAUGAGCCUUUCUGGGAGACGGAAGGCCAGGACCAGGUCAGCUUCAACUUGCCAAAGGACGGCAGUCAGGAUCGUCUUGUUGCCAAGGUUGCUGAGGCGAACCCCAACACCAUCGUUGUCAACUCCACCGGUGUCGCGAUUGCUAUGCCCUGGCUGGAUGAGAUUCAGGGCUUUGUUCAAACUUGGUUCCCUGGUCAAGAAUGCGGUAACUCGAUCGCAGAUGUGCUCACCGGUGCGCAAACUCCUGAAGGUCAUCUUACCUGCACAUUCCCCAAGCGAAUCGAAGACUGUCCCGCCUACGGUAACUUCCCUGGCAAGCACGUCGACGGUGAACUCAGGGUUACCUACUCAGAAGGUGUCUUUAUCGGCUACCGUUACUUCGACUGCCUGUCCGCUGACAAAGUCAACUUCCCCUUUGGCUUCGGUCUCUCUUACACCACAUUCGACUACUCCGAUCUGGAAGUCAAGGAAUCAGGCGACGAUUACAUUGCAAGCGUAAAGGUUUCCAACACUGGCAAGGUUACUGGCGCAAUCGCUGUCCAGGUCUAUGUUGGUGCCGCUGAGACUCGCAAGGGAGAUCCAAUGAAGCAAUUGGCUGCUUUUGCCAAGGUCACGCUGAAGCCUGGUGAGAGUACAAAGGUGGAUGUGCCUGUUCGUACCCGCGAUUUUGCCUUCUUUGAUGAGUCGGCACAGAAGUGGGUGGUUAACGGCGGAGAGUAUAAGUUCAUGAUUGGAAGAUCAGCUGGUGAUAUUGCUUUGGAGUCCAAGGUCACUGUUGGAGACAAGUCUUUCAAGCCUUGA